This is a messenger RNA of Brassica oleracea var. oleracea, 582 nucleotides long. Its product is annotated as calmodulin-binding transcription activator 1-like. Gene Ontology annotation, molecular function: transcription coregulator activity; double-stranded DNA binding. The transcript has 4 exons. NCBI's taxonomy places the organism in Eukaryota, Viridiplantae, Streptophyta, Magnoliopsida, Brassicales, Brassicaceae. Gene Ontology annotation, biological process: regulation of transcription by RNA polymerase II. The record is from RefSeq and is a predicted model, not a curated record. Gene Ontology annotation, cellular component: nucleus. Bases 208 to 582 code for a protein of 124 amino acids.
AUAAGAUAUUUACAAAAAAAAUAAAAAAGAAACGGAGAAAGAAAAAAUCGGUUUUGGCUUUCACACGAAGGAAACAGUUAACACAAAGAAGCUUCUCAGUUCGUGCAUACUCAGAUCGGCUAGGGUUAGGGUUCGUUGAUUCUCUUUGGGAUUACGGGAGCUAGAGAGAUCUCCUUGGUCGAUUAUUUAUCAGGCUUUCUUGUUCGUAUGGCGGAUCGCGGAUCUUUUGGAUUUAUUAGCCCUCCUCGAUUAGAUAUGGAGCAGUUGUUAUCGGAAGCUCAACACAGGUGGCUGAGGCCUGCUGAGAUUUGUGAGAUCCUUCGGAACUAUCACAAGUUUCAUAUUGCAACAGAGUCUCCCACUCGACCAGCCAGUGGUUCGCUCUUUCUUUUUGACAGGAAGGUGCUUAGAUACUUUAGGAAAGACGGACAUAACUGGAGGAAGAAGAAGGAUGGGAAAACGAUUAAAGAAGCUCAUGAGAAGCUCAAGGUAGGAAGCAUUGAUGUGCUACAUUGUUACUAUGCACAUGGGGAAGGCAACGAGAAUUUUCAGAGACGAUGCUACUGGAUGCUUGAAGUGUGA